AUGAUCCAGGUGGUUUGUAACAACCACCUCGAGAAGAAAGAGUGCAUGAAGCACAACACUGAUGACACCAUUGGGGACUUGAAGAAACUGAUCGCAGCCCAGACUGGCCCUCCUUGGAAUAAGGUAGUGCUGAAGAAGUGCCACACAGAUUUUAAGGACCACAUGUCUCUGGGAGACUAUGAAAUCCACAAUGGAAUGAAUCUGGAGCUUUGUUACCAGCAGAGCUCAUUCCUCCCAGCUCACCCGUCUCCCGCAACCCUGCCCUCCCCUCCACCCUGA
Molecule: messenger RNA, 279 nt
Organism: Nannospalax galili (Upper Galilee mountains blind mole rat)
Lineage: Eukaryota; Metazoa; Chordata; Mammalia; Rodentia; Spalacidae
Product: ubiquitin-like protein 5
Exons: 1
Coding region: 1-279 (92 amino acids)
Biological process (GO): protein modification process; mRNA splicing, via spliceosome
Cellular component (GO): cytoplasm; nucleus
Molecular function (GO): protein tag activity
Source: RefSeq, a predicted model, not a curated record